Messenger RNA from Porites lobata, 303 nucleotides. The record is from the annotation of a GenBank genome assembly. Lineage: Eukaryota; Metazoa; Cnidaria; Anthozoa; Scleractinia; Poritidae.
UUGAGUGAUUUUUUAGCCGAAUUUGCAGACAACGCUAUCGUGUUGAUCGCCGUAAUGGAUGAAGCUUGGUGGAGUGGUAACGCACCUGAAAGUGACAAACAGGCAGCUGACCAACAACUGAGAAGCUUGGGAGCCAAAAACCCCAGACCAUCUGAAUAUCGUGCAUCAUGGUCCCUGGUUGGAUAUAAGGGAUCACACGAGGGAGUCGAUUGGGUUAGAUUCGCAGAGGCGCCAAGAAUGCAGGGGCCGACAGAGAAAGGUGUAAAGAUUCCCACACCGUUACAUACCUAUGGUUGCACCUAA